Messenger RNA from Mus caroli (Ryukyu mouse), 4737 nucleotides. It is a transcript of the gene Inf2, whose product is annotated as inverted formin 2. Gene Ontology annotation, molecular function: small GTPase binding; actin binding. The record is from RefSeq and is a predicted model, not a curated record. NCBI's taxonomy places the organism in Eukaryota, Metazoa, Chordata, Mammalia, Rodentia, Muridae. Gene Ontology annotation, biological process: actin cytoskeleton organization.
GCGAGCGCGGUUAGACUGUGCGGAAAGCAGCCGCGAGGCCGCCGCCCGCAGCCCCAGACGCUCCGGCGCCGGGACACAGCACUCUCUGCACCAUCUCUCGGCUGUACCCCCACCCGUUUGACAAGAUGUCUGUAAAGGAAGGCGCUCAGCGCAAGUGGGCGGCGCUGAAGGAGAAGCUGGGGCCGCAGGACUCAGACCCCACGGAAGCCAACCUGGAGAGCGCAGACCCUGAGCUGUGCAUCCGGCUGCUGCAGAUGCCCUCGGUGGUCAACUACUCGGGCCUGCGCAAGCGCCUGGAGAGCAGCGAUGGCGGCUGGAUGGUGCAGUUCCUGGAGCAGAGCGGCCUGGACCUGCUGCUGGAGGCGCUGGCACGGCUGUCAGGGCGUGGCGUGGCCCGCAUCUCGGAUGCCCUGCUGCAGCUCACCUGCAUCAGCUGUGUGCGUGCUGUCAUGAAUUCACAGCAGGGCAUCGAAUACAUCCUCAGCAACCAGGGUUAUGUGCGCCAACUCUCCCAGGCUCUGGAUACCUCCAAUGUAAUGGUCAAGAAGCAGGUGUUUGAAUUGCUGGCUGCUCUGUGCAUCUAUUCGCCUGAGGGCCACGCACUGACGCUCGAUGCCCUGGACCAUUACAAGAUGGUGUGCAGCCAGCAGUACCGCUUCAGCGUCAUCAUGAAUGAGCUCUCGGACAGUGACAACGUGCCCUAUGUGGUCACCCUGCUCAGUGUGAUCAACGCUAUCAUUCUGGGCCCCGAGGACCUCCGCUCUCGUGCCCAGCUGCGGAGUGAGUUCAUAGGGCUACAGCUGCUGGAUAUUCUGACCCGGCUACGAGACUUGGAGGAUGCGGACCUGCUGAUCCAGCUGGAAGCCUUCGAGGAGGCCAAAGCGGAGGACGAGGAGGAGCUUCAGCGUAUUAGCGAUGGGAUCAACAUGAACAGCCACCAGGAAGUCUUUGCCUCCCUGUUCCACAAGGUGAGCUGUUCCCCAGCGUCGGCCCAGCUGCUGUCAGUAUUGCAGGGUCUCAUGCACCUGGAGCCGGCUGGCCGCUCAGGCCAACUGCUCUGGGAGGCCCUGGAGAACCUGGUGAACCGGGCUGUGCUCCUGGCCAGUGAUGCCCAGGCUUGCACCCUGGAGGAGGUGGUUGAACGACUGCUGUCCAUCAAAGGGCGGCCCCGACCAAGCCCCCUGGACAAGGCCCACAAGAGUGUCCAGACCAACUCAGUCCAGAAUCAGAGCAGUUCCUCCCAAAACACUACUACUCCCACAACUAAAGUGGAAGGCCAGCAGCCAGUAGUGGCUUCUCCCUGCCAACACAUGGGCAGCAUCCAGAGCUCCAGUGUUGACAUAGCUCCACAGCCAGUAGCCCUUGAGCAGUACAUAACAACCUCAGCUCUACCUAUCCCACCACUCUGCAGCUCCACCCCUGUGCUCCCUCCAACCCCACCCCCCCUGCCAGGCCUAGGGGCCACAUCUCCCCUUCCCCCUCCCCCUCCACCCUUGCCACCCCCUCUGCCAGGCUCAGGGACCAUAUCUCCCCCUCCACCCCCACCUUUGCCUCCCCCUUUGCCAGGCUCAGGGGCCACAUGUCCCCCUCCCCCUCCCCCUCCACCCUUGCCACCCCCUCUGCCAGGCUCAGGGACCAUAUCUCCCCCUCCACCCCCACCCCCACCUCCCCUACCAGGUACAGGGGCUGUGUCUCCCCCACCCCCUCCACCACUUCCAUCUCUGCCUGAUUCCCACAAGACCCAGCCCCCGCCCCCGCCCCCGCCCCCACUCCCUGGCAUGUGCCCAGUUCCUCCCCCUCCUCCACUACCCAGAGCAGGCCAGAUACCUCCACCUCCUCCCUUGCCUGGUUUCUCUGUUCCCUCCAUGAUGGGUGGUGUGGAGGAGAUCAUUGUGGCCCAGGUCGACCACAGCCUGGGCUCAGCCUGGGUCCCCAGUCAUCGCAGAGUGAAUCCACCCACACUGAGAAUGAAGAAGCUGAACUGGCAGAAGCUACCAUCCAAUGUGGCACGAGAGCGCAACUCCAUGUGGGCCACACUGGGCAGCCCCUGCACAGCCGCAGUGGAACCCGACUUCUCCAGCAUUGAGCAGCUGUUCUCCUUCCCCACGGCUAAGCCCAAGGAGCCCUCUGCUGCCCCCGCCAGGAAGGAGCCCAAAGAAGUCACUUUUCUGGACUCCAAGAAGAGCCUGAACCUCAACAUCUUCCUGAAGCAAUUUAAAUGUUCCAAUGAAGAAGUCACCAGCAUGAUCCAGGCUGGAGACACCAGCAAGUUUGAUGUGGAGGUCCUCAAACAGCUUCUAAAGCUUCUUCCAGAGAAGCAUGAGAUUGAGAACCUACGGGCGUUCACUGAGGAGCGAGCCAAGUUGUCCAAUGCUGACCAGUUCUAUGUUCUCCUCCUGGACAUUCCCUGCUACCCGCUGCGGGUGGAGUGCAUGAUGCUGUGUGAGGGAACAGCCAUCGUCCUGGACAUGGUGCGGCCCAAGGCCCAGCUGGUGCUCACCGCCUGCGAGAGCCUGCUCACCAGCCAGCGGUUGCCAGUCUUCUGUCAGCUGAUCCUCAAAAUCGGGAAUUUCCUCAACUACGGCAGCCACACGGGAGAUGCAGAUGGUUUCAAGAUUAGCACCUUGCUGAAGCUCACAGAGACCAAGUCCCAGCAGAGUCGUGUGACGCUGCUGCACCACGUGCUGGAGGAAGUGGAGAAGAGCCACCCGGACCUCCUACAGCUGUCCCGGGACCUGGAGCCACCCUCUCAAGCUGCAGGAAUCAACGUGGAGAUCAUCCACUCAGAGGCCAGUGCCAACCUGAAGAAGCUUCUAGAAGCGGAGCGGAAGGUGUCCACUUCCAUCCCUGAGGUGCAGAAGCAGUACGCUGAGCGCCUCCAGGCCAGCAUUGAGGCCUCUCGGGCGCUGGACAAGGUGUUCGACGCCAUUGAGCAAAAGAAACUGGAGCUGGCUGACUACCUAUGCGAAGACCCCCAGCAGCUGUCCCUAGAGGACACGUUCAGCACCAUGAAGACCUUCCGAGACCUCUUCACCCGUGCCCUGAAGGAGAACAAGGACCGGAAGGAACAGAUUGCAAAAGCGGAAAGGAGGAAACAGCAGCUGGCGGAGGAGGAGGCCCGGAGGCCAAGGGACGAGGACGGGAAGCCUGUCAGGAAGGGGCCUGGGAAGCAAGAAGAGGUGUGCGUCAUCGAUGCCCUGCUGGCCGACAUCAGGAAGGGCUUCCAGCUACGGAAGACAGCCCGGGGCCGGGGAGACACUGAAGCAAGUGGCAGAGUGGCUCCCACAGAGCCUCCAAAGGCCACAGAGCCUGCAACUGCCAGCAAUCCUACCCAGGGCACAAACCACCCUGCUUCAGAGCGCUUGGAUACCACAGCAGCUGACGAGCCGCAGGGCUGGGACCUUGUGGAUGCUGUAACCCCCAGCCCCCAGCCCUCCAAGGAGGAAGAUGGUCCUCCAGCCCUGGAGAGGCGCUCCUCCUGGUAUGUGGAUGCCAGUGACUUCCUGGACCCUGAAGAUACCCCGGAUGCCCAGCCCUCUGAGGGGGUCUGGCCAGUGACUCUGGGAGAUGGUCAAGCUCUGAAUCCCCUCGAGUUCUCUAGCAAUAAGCCUCCUGGAGUCAAGAACUCGCACCAGGACGCUACGGAUCCUGAAGCCUUGUGGGGCGUCCACCGAACCGAGGCGGACAGCACCAGUGAGGGACCAGAGGAUGAAGCUCAGCGAGGACAGAGCACCCACCUUCCCCACACAGGCCACGGGGAGGAUGAGGAUGGAGAGGACACAGCCCCAGAAUCUGCACUCGACACGUCCCUGGACAGGUCCUUUUCUGAGGACGCAGUGACAGAUUCCUCAGGGUCUGGCACCCUCCCCAGGGUCCAAGGCCGGGUCUCAAAGGGGACAAGCAAGCGGAGGAAGAAACGUCCCUCAAGGAACCAAGAAGGGCCUGGGACCUCUCCCUGCUGUCCCACCCUUACCCCCGCGGGUCCUACAGGCUCAACCAGCAUCCAGGAGAGAGGGAGAGUUUGCCCCUGAUUCUGAUGAUAUUAAGGCAAAAAGGCUGUGUGUGAUCCAGUGAGGCCUCAGGUCCAGGCCCAAAGCCAAGUGAGUGCUCUCGUCGGCUCAGCACAUCGGCUGGAUGUGUUGCCUGGAGAGGCUCUUCAGGGCCAGGCUGGGACUGGGCCCCCGAGAAACCCAAACUCCGUGCCUUACCCAGCCAGGAUCCUUGGGAGCCUUGGGCAUUGAUGCUGGAACCUGGCCUGGCACCCUGGGCCACCUGCACGCUCUUAGCCUCUGCUUUUGCGAACCACUCCCACCCCCUAUCGCAUGCACCACAGGGGUGGGCGGGAGCCUCCUGCCUGGCUCUAGGGAAAUGGAUACAGACACCUGCACUGGGGCUGAAACAUCCCCUUUCCCCCAAGCCCCAUGGCUCAGUUGAUUUUUAGCUGAGUGCUGUUUUCUGCAUCUUUAUUCUGCUAUGGCUGAGUUGGGGUUAGUGAGGGCCUGAGGGAAUGCUCGUUGGAAGUGCUGUGGGUAGGACCUGGCAGGUAGGCUCUAGGGAACAAAUAUCCAAAAAGUUCAUGAGCACAAUGAGUGGUGACCAGACCACUGCAGCUGUCAUCUCCCUUGGUGUGUGCCCGGUGGGGAACAAGCUGCCCCUGCUCAGCCCCUCUCAUGUGUGCACUGUUGAGUCUGCAGGCCAGCAGGGAUUUUAACCAAUAAAGAGCCACCUUGUCUGUCA